This is a messenger RNA of Neltuma alba, 802 nucleotides long. Its product is annotated as patatin-like protein 1. Gene Ontology annotation, biological process: lipid metabolic process. Gene Ontology annotation, molecular function: glycerophospholipase activity; monoacylglycerol lipase activity. Bases 41 to 802 code for a protein of 253 amino acids. The record is from RefSeq and is a predicted model, not a curated record. NCBI's taxonomy places the organism in Eukaryota, Viridiplantae, Streptophyta, Magnoliopsida, Fabales, Fabaceae. The transcript is spliced from 5 exons.
AGUGUUUGACGGGAAGUAUUUACGACAAAUAGCAGCCGAGAUGUUGGGUGAAACACUGAUAAACCAGACAGCCACAAAUGUUGUCAUUUCUGCCUUCGACAUCAAGCUUCUUCAGCCAACUAUAUUCUCAAGCUUCAAGAUAAAGGAUGUUCCUCACUUAAACGUCAAACUGUCCGACGCAUGUAUUGGAACCUCAGCGGCACCGCGACUGUUUCCGCCCUAUUAUUUCAAGUACCAAAAUACUGAAUUUAAUCUCGUUGAUGGCGUUUUCAUCGCACCUAUGCCGGCAAAUCUUGCUAUCAAUGAGGUGUUACGACAAGAAGAAUACAAGAAUAGAGAAAUCAUUUUGCUAUCCGUUGGAACUGGAAAUACAAACACUACUUCCCCGGGUUUUGAUGCUAAUCGCACUUGGACUGCUGCCGAUUGGGAGAAGAGCAAUUUAACUAUGAUUGAAGCUGCAUCUUCAACCAUGAAUGAAUAUCGCAUUAACUCAACCUUCAAACUUCAACCACAGAACUACCUUCGAAUCCAGGAAUACAAUUUAGAUCCAAGUAUUUGUUCGGCUGAUGCUUCAGAAGAAAACAUGGAUAAACUUGUACAGGCAGGACAGGAUUUGCUGAAUGAACCAGUUAAAAGGAUGAAUGUGGACACUUUUGUUCCUGAGGAAACUGGUGAAGGCACCAAUGCUGAAGCUCUGGACAAGCUGGCUCAAAUUCUUUAUGAAGAGAAAGUUCGUCGUCUUGGAAAGAGAGCAUCGAAAUUCACGAGAGGAUUCUUCGGUGCUUUUUCAGCCACUUAUUGA